This is a messenger RNA of Folsomia candida, 1208 nucleotides long. It is a transcript of the gene Tcs1, whose product is annotated as yrdC domain-containing protein, mitochondrial. The transcript is spliced from 4 exons. The coding region runs from base 326 to 1171 and encodes 281 amino acids. The record is from RefSeq and is a predicted model, not a curated record. Gene Ontology annotation, biological process: regulation of translational fidelity. Lineage: Eukaryota; Metazoa; Arthropoda; Collembola; Entomobryomorpha; Isotomidae. Gene Ontology annotation, cellular component: cytoplasm. Gene Ontology annotation, molecular function: tRNA binding; double-stranded RNA binding; nucleotidyltransferase activity.
AAGAAAUAUUAUCUCUGAAUUAAUUGCGAACUAAUUGCGAAUUGAGAAGUUGGGUCAACCUUGACCAAGUGAGAUUAGUAUGGAGAUCAUAAGCUAAUAAAGCUAGAGCGCCUCGUGGAUUUGAGUUGAGUAAUCCAAAUCAACUGGAUCGUCAUUCGCCACUUUUCCUCAACACGAGUGACGAAAUAUAUUUUAAAUCGGCAACCUAAUUAAUUAAGUAACCUGGAAUCAAGUGACAGGAAAUCAAGUUACUUUAUACUACUGGGGAGAAGUUAGUUUAUAUGCACUUGUUGGAGGUGGUGACCAGUGGAUGAUAACAUCUUAAAUGACCUCCGUCUUCUCCAGAACUCCAAAUCUACGGACGAUAUUAUUUAUAUCUAGACCAUCUCAAAUUUUGAGGAGGUUUAUUAGCACAGGGUCAAAAAUCCAGCUAGAAUUCAAGAGCAUGAAUGUCUCAUCCACAAUUUAUGGAAUCAAGGAACUAAAUUCCAACACAAUUUGCAGAUACGAGGUUCUUAAAAUUGAAGAAGAGUUUGUAGAGAAAUCUGCGAAACACGGAGCGAAUAUUCUUAAAUCUGGUGGUGUCAUAGGCGUACCGACCGAUACAGUUUAUGGAAUUGCAGCGGAUGCCCAAAAUAAUGAAGCGAUUGCCAGAAUUUAUAGCAUAAAAGGAAGGGAUUUCCGAAAACCGAUAGCUAUCUGUGUCAGCUCUAUUGACGAAGUUUAUGAAUGGGGAAAAGUUGGCGUUCCUACCAGCUUACUAGAUGAUCUACUCCCAGGACCAGUUACCCUUGUUUUUGAAAGACAGCCAUCACUUAAUCCCAAUUUAAAUCCAUCUACAAAUCUGAUUGGAAUCAGAAUCCCAGACAAUCGAUUCAUUGUUAAUUUGGCAAAAUUUCACGGUGGACCAGUCGCUUUAACUAGUGCUAAUUUCUCAGCUUGUCCAAGUACCCUUGAAGUUGAAGAAUUUAAAGAGUUAUGGCCCUCGCUAGAUUUGGUUUUUGAUGGGGGGAGACUUUCAAUUUGUGAGAAAACGGAAAAGAUUGCACGUGCCGGAUCUACGGUGAUUGAUUUAUCUUCCGAGGGCUUUUACCGUAUCAUUAGGGAAGGAACAUCCCACACAAAAUGUGUACAAAUUCUACAAGAUAAGUACAACCUUCGAAGGAUUUAGAAUCAGACAAGACGACGAACAAUUACCACAACGGGUU